GAUGUUGUUCAUACUGUUAUAUUGAUUAUGCAUGAUAAAAUGUCCCAGAUAUAAACAUCCAUAGCCAAUGACAGGGAAAUCAUAAUCUUGAACUAUAUGAACACUCAAUCAUAUUUAGAAUAUGGAUGUUUGAAAAAGGGUGUCUUUUGGGUUGUUGCGCCAUGCAGUCUGGUAGAAGUUUACCAGACUACACAGUGCAACAACCCAGAAGCACCCAUCUUCAGCCUCACUGCUGUGAAAACUCAAAUCCAAAAUAGAAUGGAUGUUGGUUCAUAUUUUUCUGUGUUAUCCUAAUCGAUUAUGGUUAAAUCUCCCACCCAGUAAGUCCAAUCUUAUGUUGAACAAGUUAAAUGAUCAGAAGAUUGACUAAGAGAACUGAGUGAAUAUGUAAGCCACCUAACAAUACAUGUUUGCCCAUUCUGCAUGCAACACACAAGGAAACAAAGAAAGAAACAUAUAAUGCAGAUAGCUUAAUCUAAAGCCUUCACAUGAUAGAAUAUCUUCAAAAUAAACAUUCCUAGAUUUUACUGACAAUUACGUAAUAUCAUCAUCAGUCAGAUUAGAUAACGUGUGGUGAUACUGUGCUAGGUGUGUUGUUCAUGAUUUAAUACUACACUUUGAAGCAGGUGAAGUAUAUAAUGAUUCACUAAAGAAAAACUGUAAGUAUAAUAGAAUGUUUAUAUGUGUUAAGGUAUUAUUCCUUUGUUUUACAGUAUUAAACUGGAAAAUUGACACAGAAACACUUGAAGUGGCACAGAUGAGGAUUAAAAUGGAUGUCUUCUGGGUUGUAGCACCAUAUAACCUGGCUGUAGUUUACUGAUGUUUCAGAGAUGCCCUGAUGGCACUACAACUCAGAAUACAGCCAUCUUUAUACUUGCUGCCAUGAGAACGUGAAAUCAUACUCAGUACAAAAAGUUCACAAUAUGGAAGCGACUAUAUAUCCUACUUUUAGUUCAGAGGAUGAAAUAAGCCAAAUUCCACAGGGAAUACAGAAUGGGUCAUCAGAAGAAAAAAAUAAUCUCAGUCAAGAUAAAUGUCAUGCAGAAAUAAGUGAUAAUCAGAUGUCAACAAAUGUACUUCUUAGAAGACAUGCUCCAACAAAGCUUGAUGUAUCUAAUGAUGCAACCAUACUGAGGGAUGAGACAAGUUAUGUGACUGACACUUCACAGGAACCUGUGAAUUCAGUAAGAAAUUCUGGAAAGAUGGACACUUCUGAAGAAUGUGACAAAAAGACCAGAUAUGCAGAAUUUUGGAGCAAAUUGAGCAAAUGUUUUUCACAGCAUACAAAUGCAUUACGAACAGUCUUCAUUGUCAUUUUCAAUGCAUGUAUAUUAGGCUAUCUAAUAACUGCUGUAAUGUUUUUUAAAGCACAAGGAGACUGUGACUUAGAAUGGUGUGAUGGACUGGGAAUCCUCAUCAUAAUACUAGGUCUUGUAUAUUUGGGACUUCUAUAUUAUCACAUCAUCAAGAAAUUCUUUGGCAUGUUCUUAGAAAGGAACAUAUUGAUACCAAUCCAUAAUCAGUGGCACAGGCUUAUGGCAUACAGGUAUUUGAAAUUAACAAUAUAUUUAUUGCCAUUAAUAGCAGUAAUAGUGUUCCUUGCUUUGGAUACAGCUGACAACACUGAGAGACUAAAAUCAUGUAUUGGGGUGGUUGUGAUCAUGGUACUAGGAUUUGCAUUUUCACGGCAUCCUGGACAGAUUCAAUGGAGGCCAGUUCUAUGUGGCUUGGGCAUCCAAUUUGUUCUUGGCUUGAUCAGCGUUCGUUGGUCUGUUGGUCGUAGCAUCUUCCAGUGCAUUAGUGGCAAGGUUGCUACACUUCUUGCCUACAGUGAUGCAGGAUCAAGAUUUGUGUAUGGUGAUUUUCUCAUUGACAGUGGUGUUUUUGUAUUCAAGUCUCUUUCAGUCAUUUUCUUCCUGAGCUUCAUCGUGCAGAUUCUGUACUACUAUGGUGUCAUGCAAUGGACUGUGAUGCAAGUAGGCUGGUUACUGCAGAAGUCAAUGGGGACAACUGUGUGUGAAUCUGUCAAUGCAGCUGCUAGUAUUUUUCUUGGCAUGGGAGAAUCUCCAUUACUGUUCAAGCCAUACAUUAAGGAUCUUACCAAGUCAGAAAUACAUGCUGUCAUGACUGAAGGCUUUGCUACAGUUGCUGGUUCAGUAAUGGCAGCAUACAUCAAUUUUGGAGUGGAACCAAUGCAUCUCCUGACAGCAUCUAUCAUGUCUGCCCCAGCUGCUCUCUGUUUUUCAAAACUUUUCUAUCCAGAAAUCGAACAGAGUAAAACAGCAGUAGAACAUAUGGUUGCAGUGAAAGGCGAUGAAAACAGUGUUUUGGAUGCUGCAACAAAUGGGGCACUACUAGGGAUACAGAUGGUGCUUGGAAUUGCUGCCAACCUUAUUGCAUUUGUGUCAUUCAUUGCAUUUAUUAAUGGAGUGCUCUCUUGGCUUGGCAUGCUUGUGGGUAUUGAAGCUCUGACAUUGGAGUUUAUCACCGGGAAAGUUUUCAUCCCAUUGGCAUGGAUAAUGGGUGUUAAAUGGGAGGAAUGUGAUGAGGUAGCCAGACUUGUUGGUAUCAAGACAAUAAUAAAUGAAUUUGUCGCUUAUCAGCAGAUGGGUGAGAGUAAACGUGCUGGGUUGCUGUCACCCAGAUCAGAAAUGAUAGCAACAUAUGCACUCUGUGGUUUCUCAAACCCAGGAUCUAUAGGCAUUUUUGUUGGAGCACUAAUAACACUGGCUCCUGAGAAGAGAGGUGCAAUAACUGAAGUAGCUUUCCGAGCCUUCAUUGCAGGCAGUGCAACCUGUUUCCUCACUGCAAGCAUAGCUGGAAUGUUAACAUCAGAUGAAGAUCUCUUAUCCUCACCUGUAACAAUGGCUGUUUUUGAUACAUAAGUUUUAUAGGUGAGAUUGUGUGGUCACAUUGGCUGUAGAUGGCUGUCUGCUGGGUUAUAACACCAUGCAGUCUGGUAGCCCUGAUUACAGAGGCAGCAGGUACCUCUAAAACGAUGGUAAACUUAUACCAGACUACACAGUGCUAAAACUCAGAUGACAACCGUCUUCGUACUCACUGUCGUGGGAACCUCGGAUCCUAAAUUGACUGCAGAUUGUACUGUAUUGCAUACUUGAAUAUUUUAAUGAAGUUGAAGCAACUAGUAGAAAUCAGUGGUAAAUCAAAUAAACAGUUUAGUGCAUAGUGAAAUAGAUAUUUUAAAACAGCAGAGAUUAUAUUAUGGCUUGAGACCACAUAUGGUGAUGGUUUCAGUGUGGGGGUGGGAAUGGAGAAUUUUAUUAAGUGUUCACACAAGGUGCAUGAAAUGACUCUACAGAACACAGAGUGACUCGUCGAUUAGUUCAUGGUAUUUUAUUCAAAGGUACUGCUUGGACAUUCAUUAGCCACAGCAUAGUAAGUCUCUGCAUAGGGCAAAGAGUUUGCCGCAACUUUGGACAUAUACAUCAUUCUCAUUAAAUAUUGUGAUUUGUUCUAGUGAUCAGUCAUCUGUGAGGGUUCUUGUAUUUGUGUUCACUUACAGUGAGGUACCUUCUUGUUAAGAUUUCCUUAGAAAAAACGUCAUGUAGUUGUAAAUUUUGUUGGCAUCAUCAGGAUUCACCAUUACUCAGUGAACCAUAUGUUUCAAAAUUAUAUAAGAAGUGACAUGAAAUGGGUUUAUUGCUGAUAUGAGGAUGUAUCAACCAGAUUAUGACACUGUGAGAUUCAGAUAUAGCAUAAUAAAAUUGAACCAUAAAUAUCCUGAAAUUUUGGCCACAGAGAAUGUCUAUGGUGCACCAUCUUCAAUUUACGUACCUAAUUUGAAUAGUUAACUUUUCUAAUUGGCUACUUAGAAAUAUUCACAGUACUGUACUUGUCCAUUUCUGUUCAUGAUGGUUGAAUCCUGAUUUUAUCUCAUUGGUUAUAUAAACUCCCAGCACACAUGUCACUGGGAUACUGAAAACCUCAUAUUAUUCACAAGAUCCUAUUAUAUGACAAGUAUAAUGUGCUGUAAAUGUUAUAAGAAUUAUAGACUCCAUAUUCUGUUCUGACACUGUCAAUUCAGAGCAAUAUGUGAACAGUAAUUUGGAGCCCUUCGAAGAAAUAACUGAAGAAGAAAACAGUUAUAAUUUUUUCAGAAGGACACUACACUAGCACACAUUAAAAAACAUUUAAUGUUGGCACUUCAGAAAUUUGUCAGUGAACAAAUAAGUAAAAAAGGACUAUGGCUGAAUGUGUGUGAUUUUUAUCUGUGCAUAAAGUUUAAGCAUAAAUAACAUACACACUUUGGAAGCUUUAUAUAUCAAUAUAUGUUGUAUUAUUAUAGAACUCAUAUGAACUUCAGUUUGUGCCACAGAAUAUGUUACAUGGUGUGAAAUAUUCUAGGAUAUUUAAGGACAUCACUUUCAGAAGUUAUUGUAAUAUCAGGCAAGUAAAUUGGUUUUACUGAAAUCACCUUCUGAAUGAGGACAGUACAUCAGUUAUAUUAUGCAGUAGCCUGUGAUUAUAUUAUGGAAGUGAACUCUUAACUGGUGGUUUCUUGCACUACAGUCACACAUUAAUAAGGUUGCAAAGAAAGGAAUGAGCUACUCUGCAUUUAAGUGAAAUUUGUUGUUGGAGUCCACACUAAAUGUUAGGAAGAUUUCAGUUUGGUGGGUUAAAUUCAAUUGAAUACCCAUCUUAUUUACAUGAAACUUAAAUGUCAAAUGUUUUGCUAAGUAUGUUUGUGUAUAUCAUUAAGACCUAAAUUUAGAUAUGAAAGUUAACAGAGUGCAAAAAAUAAAUUUAUUCCUCUUAUGCUGAGUAACUUUCUCAACAACAGGACUUGUCAAACAUUGUCUUCAAUAGUCCAUCAAUACACAAAAAUAAUAUAUUUCAUACCACUAUUAACACCAACUUUAUUAGAAUUGCUGCUGAUACAAAUAUAAGUACAUAUAGUUAUGACAUGUUUUGGCCUCUAUAGGCCAUCUUCAGGUAGCAUGCAGUACUAUAUGUAACCUAUCACAUAUGUGUGGUCUGAUGUGCUGGUCAUUAGAAGUAAGAGGUACUGUAUUAGAAGUAACAUUAAAACAUGGAAUAUAAAAACCCAUUAAAAUACAAUAACCAUAAAAUAUAAAA
Messenger RNA from Zootermopsis nevadensis, 5097 nucleotides. The record is from RefSeq and is a predicted model, not a curated record. NCBI's taxonomy places the organism in Eukaryota, Metazoa, Arthropoda, Insecta, Blattodea, Termopsidae.